CAUGACAGUCGCGCGUCGCUCGUGUUUUUUCACUCAUGUGCUCAAUUGCGUUCAAUUAUUUUUUUUCUGUUCAAUAAUAAAUUUUGAAUGAAAAGUAUUGUUUUGUAAAUCAGUGUUUUAUUAUUAUUUACUUAACCCCCCCCCCCCAACAAUUGAGAAACGCCGCUUUACCGUAUACAUUAUCAAUAGCAAAUCUAUAAUUACCUAUAUUGUUCUCUACUUAAUAAUUAAUAAUACAUUUUGUUAUAAUAGAUGAUACUUUAAUAUCAAACGACGAGUUAAAUCAAAUUCAAAUGUCUAAUGACAGACACGCGAUCAACAGCGAUCGACAAAAUUCUUCAAUCCUAUUAAAUGUCUUAAACGAUUUGGAGUAUGAAAACAUCUAUAAUCUGUCGUAUACUCAACCUCGUCGGCCAAAUAAUGUGGCACAAACAUCAUCUAGAAUUAUCGUUUCCACCCCACAAGCCACAGUUGUACCGUCGAGUUCUAGUUUAAAUUACGCGGAGCUUAGUACGUCUAACUUUGCUUCGUUUCCAAGAUUUCCGCCCGACGAUCCACCGCCUUCAUACGAAGAGUGCAUGGCGAGUUCAUGGUGUGCAACAUCUCGCUAAAUCCAUUCAUACUGAUGAUAUGAUAAAAAUAGAUCGAAUUUUUUCAUACAAUAUAUCAUCCGAAUGCGAAAUUGUAUGCCAGACAUAUUGCCAACAGAGAAUUAUCACGGAGGAUGUAUAGAAAAAUAACCUUUAAUUGACUGCUUCUGACUUCGACAAUGAAAGAAGAAAAUAUUUUUGCAUUGCUGUAUAUACUAACUAUUUUUUUAUUUUUUUUUGUGUGUUUUUGGCGAACAUGCCAUACUACAGAUGAUACUUUAAUAUCAAACGACGAGUUAAAUCAAAUUCAAAUGUCUAAUGACAGACACGCGAUCAACAGCAAUCGACAAAAUUCCUCAAUCCCAUUAAAUGUCUUAAACGAUUUGGAAUAUGAAAACAUCUAUAAUCCGUCGUAUGCUCAACCUCGGCAGCCACAUAAUGCUGCACAAUCGUCUAGAAUUAACGUUUCCACUCCACAAGCCACAACUGUACCAUUGAGUUCUAGUUUAAAUUACGCGGAGCUUAAUACAUCUAAUUUCGCUUCGUUUUCAAGAUUUCUGCUCGACGAUCCACCGCCUUCAUACGAAGAGUGCAUGGCGAGGUCAUGUCCAACAUCUCGCUUUAUCCAUUCAUAUUGAUUAUAUGAUACAAAGAGAUCGAGAUUUUUCAUACAAUACAUCAUCCGAAUGCGAAAUUGUAUGCAUUGAGAUUUUAUAAUUCGCUAUUUGGACUUUGAUGCCUAUUAUACCAUAGUAUUAAAUAAUAAUACUGAAUCGUACUGUAGAAUGUCAUUUAUGUUACGCGUACCUCUAUCUAUGCCAAAUGUAUAUAUAAUAUUUAUUUAUUGAACUUUACAAAGGUUUAAUGUUGAUUUUUGUAAUUUAAUAUUUAACAAGAAUAUAAUUCAUGUAUUCAACAUACUUAGAAUA
Molecule: messenger RNA, 1519 nt
Organism: Rhopalosiphum maidis (corn leaf aphid)
Lineage: Eukaryota; Metazoa; Arthropoda; Insecta; Hemiptera; Aphididae
Exons: 3
Coding region: 770-1228 (152 amino acids)
Source: RefSeq, a predicted model, not a curated record